ACCGCGUCACGCGCCAAAUCAUCUAAGCCAGAAAAAUGUGGAUUUUUCCUUCGCUGCUGGGAUUUUCAAUCCUAUUGGCAGCGCAAGCAUCUGCCCCGGUAAAACUUCCCACGCUUAUAGAAAGGGCAUCAAGCAACGAUGAAACCUAUCGGCUACGCCGGGUUUCCGAACCACUGUCCUACAAUUUGUAUCUGGACAUAAGUGAUGAAAAUUUCUAUUCCUACCGAGGAUCGGUCGACAUCGAGAUGCGCUAUCUAGAUACGACGAAUGCCUUCUACCUCAGCACUACUGGACUAGUAAUCGAUCGUAACAGUAUCAAGGUGACGAAACCGAACGGUGACGAUCUACCGUUGGCCAGUCUGGUUGCAAUGGAGAGACAGGAACUGAUAUAUUUGGGCUUUGCUGAGCGGCUGGAGCAGAAUGCAAUUUACAAGGUGUAUAUUGAAUUCUCCAACAGCAUUGGAACUGAUCUGAAGGGGCUAUACAGGAGUAGCUACACGGUUGGAAAUGAAACAAGAUACAUUGCAACCACGCAUUUCGAGUCAACCUACGCCCGAACGGUUUUCCCGUGCUACGAUGAGCCGUCGUACAAGGCAUACUUCAACAUCUCAAUCCGUCAUCGGUCGCAGUACCACGCUCUGUCCAACAUGCCCGUGAAGCAAAAAACCCAGGAUGGUGAAAAGUUCACAGUUACUCAAUUCGAAACAUCACCUUUCAUGUCGAGUUACCUGUUGGCAUUCAUUGUUUCCGAUUACACCACUUUGGCCAGCGAUCAGGACCGUGUUCGAGUUUAUGCCCCGGAAAAUCAAGUGCAACAUACGACCUACGCUGUAGACUUUGCGCAAAAAUCACUUAAGUACCUAGAAGAAUUAAUUGGACAUGACUUCCAGCUGCCAAAGGUUGAUCUCAUCGCAAUUCCUGAUUUCAACAUGGGUGCAAUGGAAAACUGGGGCCUGAUAACCUUCCGCGCCGUUUAUUUGAUCUACGAUGAGACGGCGACAACGGCACGUACCAAACAGAACAUCGCUGAUCUGAUUACCCAUGAAUUUGUACACUCAUGGUUUGGCAAUGAAGUGACACCGGAGUGGUGGACGUACCUCUGGUUGAGCGAGGGAUUCGCUAGAUAUUUUGAAUACUACGUGACGGCUCAGAUCGAGGAUGAGUGGCAUCUGUGGGAACAGUUUGUGGUUAACAAUGUACACUCGGCACUAUCUCAGGACGACAAGAGCGGUAAUCGUCCGAUGAGUUUCUAUGCUACGGAACCGAACGUGUUGAAUGGUUUGUUUGACUACGUAGUCUACGCGAAAAGUGCUUCGGUUAUUCGAAUGAUACAGAAUGUGAUCGGAUUUGAUGCGUUUAUGAUGGCCCUGAAUGAUUACAUUGCAAGCCGUAGCUAUCAAACUACGAAGCCUGAUUAUCUGUAUGAAAGCAUCGAAAAGUUUAUCCAAGCUCCGGUGCCAGAUAGUGUGAAGGCAGUAUUUGAUAAUUGGGCAGAUAACGCUGGUUACCCGGUGGUUAUGGUGACAAGAAAUGGCAAAUACGUGACGUGCGCUCAAAAGCGCUUCUGGAUGCCAGUGGAAGGUGAAACGGCGCCAAAGGAUAACAAAUUUUACGUGCCACUUAACUACGCUACUUCCGUGGAGGCUAAUUUUGAGGAUACGACAGCAGUCGAUUGGUUGACUCCAGAUAUUCCUGAGAUUACCAAGGAGCUACCGGAAGCUGUAGAUUGGAUCCUUGUGAACAAACAACAAACUGGAUAUUACCGAGUAAACUAUGACAAUGAUAACUGGGCUUCGUUGACUGCGGUAUUGAACUCAGUGAAGAAAGAUACCAUCCCUGUAAUCAACCGAGCUCAACUGGUCGAUGACGUUAGUAAUCUAGCGAAAGCUGGAGAGAUAAGUUAUGAAAUCGCUUUCUCACUGUUGCAAUACUUGGUAAGAGAAUCCGAGUACAUUCCGUGGAGCACAGCUUACAACGCAUUAAUCCACUUGAACAGAAUGUUCUCUAGUAACAAAAACUACUCCCGGUUUGAAGACUUUGUGCGGAAAAUAACCGGGAAUAUGUACGACAGUGUUCGCCUAUCAGGUAAGAACGAUCACAUCAGCAGACUUCACCGUGGUAAUACCAUCUACUUGGCGUGCUAUUUCGGAGUAAAAGCUUGCGUUGACGAUGCUCAGAAAAUGAUGCAUCAAAUGCUGGACGACGAAUCGUACAUGGUUCCCGAAGAAGUUCAGUCUGCUGCAUUCUGUGCCGUCAGCAAACACGAUGCGGCUCUAAGUGAAGAUUUAUUGAAGGUUCUGUUUGAUCGAUAUCUUCCACUGAAGAACAGCGAUAACGGGAUGAUCGGUCGAUUCAUCAACGGGAUGGGUUGUAGCAGAAAUGUAACCAUAAUCGGAUACUAUCUAGGGCUAACCAUUACUAACCUUCCUGGUUUUCAACUGACCGGUGUCGAAAGGAACCAAAUUUUCGUUGGAGUUUUGAGCGGUAGCUACGAAGGGCUUCGUGAAAGCUUGAAAUUGAUGUACCAAUACUACCCGGACAUAUCGUAUAUGUUCGGCUCGAUUGCAAACAUUUUCACUGAGUAUGGAAACAGGAUCAACAGCAAAGAGACAUUUGCAACGCUUCAAGACAUCGUAGCCAAGUAUGCUGCCACGUUUACGGAUUCGGUAAAAUCUGCAGCCCAAAGAGCUGUCGUACAAGCCGAUCGCAACAUAGCAUGGGCAGACGAAUACUCCGACUCGAUUGGUGAUUGGCUGGUAGCGAACGAUUACACACUAAGCACAACUACUAUCAAACCGAACGGAGGAGGGGCUUCUUCAAUUGCGGCCGGAUUCUUGUUAACAGUGGCUAUGUUGCUGCUUACUUUAAUUCGUUAAAAGUUACGAUAAAUAACACUUUUGAUCCAA
This is a messenger RNA of Ochlerotatus camptorhynchus, 2906 nucleotides long. RefSeq names its product aminopeptidase N-like. The transcript has 5 exons. NCBI's taxonomy places the organism in Eukaryota, Metazoa, Arthropoda, Insecta, Diptera, Culicidae. Bases 36 to 2876 code for a protein of 946 amino acids. Gene Ontology annotation, cellular component: cytoplasm. The record is from RefSeq and is a predicted model, not a curated record. Gene Ontology annotation, molecular function: zinc ion binding; metalloaminopeptidase activity; peptide binding. Gene Ontology annotation, biological process: peptide catabolic process; proteolysis.